UUGGUCAGUAGCCUCCUGUAGCACCAAGGCGAGUCUCUCUCUCUCCCCCCCACUACGCCGUCUGCACACAACACGCACAAUCGAUCCGCCCAGAGGAGGCUAUCUUUAAACCGCCCCACACAACCCAGAACCUCAUGGCGGACCAGGAGAUGGAGCAGCAGGACUUCACGGAGGACUACAGCGGCGGGGACUUCCAGGAGAACGGCGCCGGGGUGGCGGAGAGCCAGGACCAGGGCGGCGAGGGCCACGCGGGCAACAUGCAGGAUAGCGGCGCCGCCGACGCUCCGGGAAGGGACGACGAUAGGUAUGAUGCCGGACGGUCGUCUCCGCUCACACUGGGGCUCUUUGCAAACUUAGAAUCGAAACUUUUUGUUGGUGGCCUGAGUUGGGAAACGACAGAAAAGGAACUUCGUGAACACUUCAGUAAAUAUGGCGAUAUUGAAAGUAUUAAUGUUAAAACCGAUCCUAACACUGGCCGAUCAAGAGGUUUUGCGUUCAUAGUCUUUAGCAUAGCGGAAGCGGUCGAUAAGGUUAUUGAUGCGGGUGAUCACGUUAUAAAUGGAAAGAAAGUAGAUCCUAAAAAGGCAAAGGCUCGCCACGGCAAAAUCUUUGUUGGUGGUCUCAAACCAGAGUUAACAGAUGAUGACAUAAAGAAAUUCUUCAGUUCGUAUGGCAAUAUUAUAGACAUGGAAUUACCUUUUGACAAGCAAAAGAAUCAGCGGAAGGGAUUCUGCUUUAUAACCUUUGACCAGGAAGCAGUUGUGACAGAUCUACUCAAGACCCCCAAACAGAACAUUAACGGUCACGAAGUUGAUGUGAAGAAGGCAACCCCCAAGCCAGACUCAAUGAUGCGGGGUGGCAUGCGUGGCGGUAUGAGAGGAGGAAGAGGUGCUGUUCGGGGUCGUGGCAGAGGUUGGGGCCAUGGAUGGAACCAAGGAGGGUAUGGAGGCUACAAUCAAGGUGGCUAUGGAGGCUACGGUGGAUAUGGAGGCUAUGAUUAUGGUGGUUAUGGUGGCUACAGUGGAUAUGGGGAUUACGGCUAUGGAGGAUAUGGAGGUUAUAAUGAUUACGGAUAUGGCUCUAGUAAUUAUGGCUAUUACCAGGCGGGCAAGGGUACGGCGGGGGUAAGAGCCAGCACGGGCGGCAGCAGGCGAGGCACCAGCCGUACUGAUUGGCGUGAUCAAGGAUACGACUACAAUGCUGCCGCUACCUGGAACAGCGGAGACACGUACUAACGCCAAUCCUCCCCAGUCCUCAUCCCGUCUGUCUUCUACUGCGUCUGGCUCUUAUGACGACGGUAUGCAAAGCCAGAUUUGAAGAUUUUAGACAAUGGUGUAAGAAGCCAAUUUCGCAGUGUUGGGAAAAGUUUUGAAGGCUUCAAUCCGUGGGAAUUAACAAAGCCUUGGAACUUGAAUGAUCGCAAGGCCCUUUCCGGCGGAUUCUAGGAGCCUUCAGUGUUAACAGUGCAGAGGUUUUUUGUGGAAGUGGUGUUAGUUAACAAUGAAAGUGUGCCUGCUGUGGGACGAUCACAAUUAGUGUCGAAUUUAUUAGUGACUGCCAAGCAGUGUUCUCAUGUAAAUGGGAUGUCUGGUUUUAUUGAAUAGUGAGCAGUUAAAAUUCUUGUUUGUCAUUUAAAUGAUUUAAUGAAGGAAUUUUGUAACAUGUCGACCAAAAUUUUCAAAGUGCUUAAAUUUGUAUUAUUUUUUGUACUUGAAACUAAAAUACAUAGUAGGUAUUUU
This is a messenger RNA of Procambarus clarkii (red swamp crayfish), 1739 nucleotides long. NCBI's taxonomy places the organism in Eukaryota, Metazoa, Arthropoda, Malacostraca, Decapoda, Cambaridae. The record is from RefSeq and is a predicted model, not a curated record.